Lemur catta (Ring-tailed lemur) is the source of this 2965-nucleotide messenger RNA. It is a transcript of the gene PLIN1, whose product is annotated as perilipin 1. Bases 253 to 1818 code for a protein of 521 amino acids. Gene Ontology annotation, cellular component: lipid droplet. NCBI's taxonomy places the organism in Eukaryota, Metazoa, Chordata, Mammalia, Primates, Lemuridae. Gene Ontology annotation, biological process: lipid metabolic process. The record is from RefSeq and is a predicted model, not a curated record. The transcript has 10 exons.
CGCAAGGCCGGCACUGGGACUGACCCUUCCGUAGGGACCCGGCGGCGCCCCAGAGGACCCGCGACUGAGCGCGGUGCGACGCGGGGGCUUGGGCUGGGCGCCAUGGACGCCUUCACUCGCUUCACCAACCAGACCCAGGGCCGGGACCGACUCUUCAGCUAGGAGACCUUAGUAGCAUUGCUCAAGACUCCCUGGAGUGACUGGAAUUGUUUCUGUCGGAGGAGGCUCUACAGUCCGGCUGGAAGAACGAGGAUGGCAGUCAACAAGGACCCCACCCUGCUGGAUGGAGACUUCCCUGAGCAGGAGAAUGUGCUGCAGCGGGUCCUGCAGCUGCCUAUGGUGAGUGGCACCUGUGAGUGCGUCCAGAAGACUUACACCAGCACCAAGGAAGCCCACCCCCUGGUGGCCUCUGUGUGCAAUGCCUACGAGAAGGGCGUGCAGGGUGCCAGCAGCUUUGCUGCCUGGAGCAUGGAGCCGGUGGUCCGCAGGCUGUCCACCCAAUUCACAGCUGCCAAUGACCUGGCCUGCCGAGGCCUAGACCACCUGGAGGAAAAGAUCCCAGCCCUCCAUUACCCUCCUGAAAAGAUCGCGUCUGAGCUGAAGGGCACCAUCUCCGACCGCCUCCGCAGUGCCAGAAACAGCAUCAGCGUGCCCAUCACGAGCACUUCGGACAAGGUCCUGGGGGCUGCUUUGGCCAGCUGUGAACUUGCCUGGGAGGUGGCCAAAGACACUGCAGAAUAUGCCGCCAACACCCGAGCUGGCAGACUGGCCUCUGGAGGAGCUGACUUGGCCUUGGGUGGCAUUGAGAAGGUGGUGGAGUUCCUUCUUCCUCCAGACAAGGAAGAGUCAGCCCCUGCUCCUGGAGACCAGCAGGCCCAGAAGCCUCCCAAGGCCAAGCCGAGCCUCGUGAGCAGAGUUGGGGCCCUGACCAACACCCUCUCUGGACACGCCAUGCAGACCACAGGCCGGGUGCUGAAGCAGGGCCACGCCCUGGCCAUGUGGAUCCCAGGUGUGGCACCUCUGAGCAGCCUGGCCCAGUGGGGCGUGUCAGCGGCCAUGCAGGUGGUGUCCCGGCGGAAGAGCGGGGCGCAGGUGCCCUGGCUGCAAAGCCCCACCGCCACCCAGGAGGAGGACCGUGAUGGCCAGACGGACACAGAGGGAGAGGAGUCGGAGGAGGAGGAAGAACUGGAGACCGAGAACAAGUUCAGUGAGGUAGCAGCCCUGCCCGGCCCGCGAGGCCUUCUGGGCAGUGUGGCACACACUCUGCAGAAGGCCCUCCAGCGCACCAUCUCAGCCGUGACAUGGGCACCUGCAGCCGUGCUGGGCACAGCAGGGAGGGUGCUGCACCUCACGCCGGCCCGUGCUGUCUCCUCAACCAAGGGGAGGGCCAUGUCCCUAUCGGAUGCCCUGAAAGGCGUUACUGACAAUGUGGUGGACACUGUGGUGCACUAUGUGCCGCUCCCCAGGCUGUCACUGAUGGAGCCCGAGAGCGAAUUCCGGGACAUCGACAACCCGCCGGCGGAGGCCGAGGGCCCCGAGGCGGAGCGCAGGGGGUCUGGAGCGCCAUCCCCCUGCCCGGAGCCCGCGCCGCGCCCGGGGCAGCCCCGCGGCAGCCUGCGCAGCGCAAGGGGCCCCGGCGCGCCCUCCGGCCCGGGUCUGGACGACCAGGCCGAGACGCCCGCCCUGCCGCGCCCGGGCUUCCCCGCCGUGCCCCGCGAGAAGCCGAAGCGCAGGGUCAGCGACAGCUUCUUCCGGCCCAGCGUCAUGGAGCCCAUCCUGGGCCGUGCGCAGUACAGCCAGCUGCGCAAGAAGAGCUGAGCCCGCGGCGCCCCCGCCCCUGCCGCCGGCCCGGCGCGCCCCGGGGCCAGAGCGCACACUUUCCAGGUGAGCACUGACUCCUUCAGAGUGGUCCAGCCUCGUCCCGCCGGUGCUGCCGAGACGCACAUCACUUUUUUAGCAUCGUUUUGGGGCUUCGCCGUCAGAGCCAGUUUUUAAGGGGCUCCAGAGCAGCAGUCUGCUCUGAUCCCAUGGCUUGUUCUCUUACUAAAAGAGUAAUUGCUUAGCCUGACCUUUCACUUCUUUAACCAAACUCGUGGCCAAAUCCAUUUGACUAUUUCCAAAAUUUAGAUUUUUUUUCUGCAGACCAAUAUUUGCCACCAAUGAGUAACAUGUCGCCACCCUGAGGGUCCAAACAGGAGUUCUUGACACAUUUUUAGCACUGAACCCAGAGAUCCUCUGAUUGCCUAGGCUCUCAGCGGACUGCUUUGAAGGGAACAACACGUGCAAAAGCUCUUCUGUGUUUAUGUCACCGAGUACUGCCUGCUCUGCGCAGGCUGUCCCAGGCCCGUCUCCUGUAGCGCCACCUGCUUGCUCACAGCGGUAUUUCCAUUUGUGUCAUUACUGCCUUCUACCUGCACAGUCACUCCUUUGAAUGCCCCCCCCCACACUGGGGGAUGAAAAUGGUGACCUUUCACCCCAUAUAGUCUCUACUGUAUAGCCCGUAUAUAGAUUUUAUAGCCAUAGUUAAUUUCCAACCCUAUUUUUGGAAAUAUUAAUAUUUGCUAAAUCUGGAAAAUGCAUACAUACAAUUAAAACAUUUAAACAUUGUAAAAGGGUGUGUGCUUUUCUCCCUGGGGUCCCCAGGCCCCUUUAUAAAAACAACCAUGGUGUGGUCUCUUGUGUAUCCUUCUUGUUAGAGGCCACGCAUGUACAAAGCACAUGUGUAUAUUCUCCCUACCUUUGCUUACACAAAGGUGGGAUGUUACACUCACCUGCUUUUUUCACUUAACAAUACAACUUAUGAGUGUUUUUGUGUCAGCAUCAUAUAUCCUACUUGCUCUUUUUAAUGGCCACAUAGUGAGUACUUCAUAAUAUGGAUAUGCCAGAUUUGAUUGAACUAGUUCCCUAAUGAUGGAGUUUUAAGUUGUUUCCAAUGCUUUUGCUACUAUAAACAGUGCUAUAAUAA